CCUCCUUCCGGCAGAAAUCUGCACCAGCUUUCAGUAACGAGCGCAAAUAAGGUACUCAUCUGCAGGUCACUACAACCAGAAGGAUUUUUGCAAGAUCGUCUGUUAGCUGAACUCUCAACUAAAAAGGUCAUGUCUCAGAAUUGUUCGUCGCCCUUUGGAGGAGACCUGCUCCCCGUCUUCACCUGCGUCAAUAGGACCGACAGUCUCGUUGGCAGCUACAGCUUUCUGACGAAGGCCACAGACGAUAAGAGCAUCAUCAAUCCGUGGUACCUCCACCCACACUGGCGGGUCAUGCCCCAACUCGACCCCGCCCUCAGAGUGAUUAUGGGAACGAUCAUGCUUGUUGUCGGGAUAGGUGGCGCUGUGGGGAAUUGCACAAUAUUGUACUUCCUCUUCCGGUACAAGAAGCUGCGGAAGUCUGCGAACGUGUAUGUGGUGAACCUGGCGUCGGUCGAUGUUCUGAUGUGCAUCGCAAACUUCCCGCUCUUCGUUUACAGCUGCUUCGAGGGCACGUGGGUUACUGGGUACACCACCUGCCAGGUGUACAGCUUCUUGGGCGGAGUGACUGGCUUCGUGUCCAUCAACACGCUGACCGCCAUGGCAUGUGAUCGCUACAGCGCCAUCUUCCGGCGUCACGGGGUGGCCCGGUCAGACUCCGCCACCUGCAGCCGCUCUCUGGGUUUACUCAUCUCAGUGUGGAUCUACUCCAUCUUCUGGUCCGUGCCACCUUUUUUCGGGUGGGGCCAGUUUGCCUUGGACGGCGGGAGGGUCUCGUGCUGCUUCGACUACCUCACGCGCAGCGCCAGCAACGUCUCCUACAUCGUCGCCAUCUUCAUCUUCUGCUUUGCAAUUCAGAUGGCGGUGAUAAUCUUCUGCUACGUCAGCAUGGUGGCGGCGUUCGUCCAGCGUAAGGGCGACCUCAUGGGAGGUGACUUCACAGCAGGUAGCCCCCAGUCUCGGAGCGGUGGUCACCACGAGAUGUUUGCGAGCCUCACCCUCCGUAGCAGUGCCAGCAGUGCCAGCAGCGCCAUCUUCUCGGUCACCAGCACGCCCAGCAGGGUCAAGAGGCGACGGUUGGAGCUGCGGGUCACGCGGCUGGUGUGCUGCAUCACGAUGUCCUUCUGUUUCUCUUGGCUACCCUUCGCCGUGGUGGCGCUGAUCGGAACAUUCGGAAACCCCAACCAGAUAACCCCCAUGGUGUCGACCCUCCCCGGGAUGUUGGCCAAAACUUCUACCGUGGUCAACCCCCUGAUCUACGCCAUCGGGCACCCUCACUACCGCAGGGUGCUGCAAAAGAACUGGCGUAGGGCCCGUGGACAUGGAACAGACAGAGGCUGGGGAAAGGACUGUUGUGGGUCCAAUCCAAAAACAUACAAAAGAAGGGCUUCACCGAACCUUCAAGGGACUCUGCCCAGUUCCUACUUUGCCACAGUCAUGGUGAAAACUGACUCCGAUGGAAAUGUGGACAUUCAUGCUGGGGGGAGGUAAUGUGCGACCUGCUUAUCGCUCCAUUCUCGUUAUUCCGCUUUCAGUCCAGUUUAAAACUCCCAAUAAUUCUACUAAUUGGCCUAAUGUCACGGUCAGAGUAUAGAGUGGAUGGGGGUCGUUUCAGUCUACUUGUUUUCAAAAAGAGCCCCUGCACGUAAGACACUGGACAGAUGAAGGCUCGUGCGAUUUUCUGGGCCUCACGUGCCAGCCGUGUCCACGUCCCGCCCACCUUCGACGAGUAUCAGCAAAGUUGAUUCUCUUUAGUAAGAGUGUUCAAAAAGUCUGAAAGUGUGUGUGUGUGUGUGUUGCCAGUUCACCAUCGCCAGAACAGAGAAUCUAGUGACUAGAACUCGUCUAAAAGGGGCGUGGCUUCACCUCAAGCUCUCAUAUAACAGCGGUCACUCUUGGUAUCCUCUUUGCUCUGACUAAGACCUAAACCAGCGGGUAAAGCCUUUAUUCCGGGCGAGAGACUUCACCGAUCUACGGAAAACCUGGCAAAGUAAGAGCAUUUCCAUUUUCAGUGAUAAAAAUACAUAGAGGGAAAGGUCUAUCCCACCUACUGAACGGCUUGGUACCUAAACCGUUCGUCUUGAUUAUUGUUGUUUUGUUGUGAUGAACAAUUUAUAACUUGAUGACUAUAGGUGAAGAGCAUUGACUGCUAAAGAUAGUUUGUAAAGUAGGAGGAGAGCAUUUGACUGUUGGUUGAAGAUAUUUUGUGAAUUGUGUUAUACGUAUAUUAGAUGUUCAUUGCUUUGUGAUCAAAAUGGCAAAUUUUCCUUUUAUUAAAAAUAUUUUGUUUUGAGCUGGGAAGGAA
Pomacea canaliculata is the source of this 2302-nucleotide messenger RNA. Its product is annotated as rhodopsin, GQ-coupled-like. Gene Ontology annotation, cellular component: membrane. Bases 130 to 1488 code for a protein of 452 amino acids. The transcript is spliced from 4 exons. Gene Ontology annotation, molecular function: G protein-coupled receptor activity. Gene Ontology annotation, biological process: G protein-coupled receptor signaling pathway. The record is from RefSeq and is a predicted model, not a curated record. NCBI's taxonomy places the organism in Eukaryota, Metazoa, Mollusca, Gastropoda, Architaenioglossa, Ampullariidae.